This is a messenger RNA of Symbiodinium sp. CCMP2456, 1359 nucleotides long. NCBI's taxonomy places the organism in Eukaryota, Dinophyceae, Suessiales, Symbiodiniaceae. The record is from the annotation of a GenBank genome assembly.
GUGUGCGCACGAUGCAAAGCCGCACGUUAUUGCGGCCCGGCGUGCCAGCGAGCGGGAUGGAAGGCCGGCCACAAGGAGGUCUGCGGGCAACCGGCCGAGACGACGUCCUGGCCAGUCCGCUGCCCCGCGUCCCUGCUGCGCGGGCAGCUGCCGCGCCUGGAGCGCCUCGACAGCGCCGAAGCGCAGGCUUUCCUCUGUGAGGGCCAGGCCUUCGUGGCCCCGGCAGAGGGACUUCUGGGCACGAGGCUAUCCCAGUGGGACUUCAAGUACCUCGAGAAACAUCUUCCUGAGACGCAGAGGUACGGUGUGAUGUUGGACGAGGGCUCCGGCAAGAUUGUCAUGAGCCACUCCGCACGGAACGGGCAGCGUCAGAUUGAUGUCUCGGAGCCGUCUCGGCAGCGUCCGGCUGCUGAGGGCAACUCAGACGAAGGUCUCUUCAGCACCUCGGACCAGACGAGGAUGACCUUCGCCGACUUCCUGGCCGAAGCUCGGCGCUUCCGCGCCGCAGGCGGCAAGAGGAAGCUGCCCUACUUUGGCAUCCAUCUGCUCUGGAGGUUCAAGGAGGAGGAGAACGGAUUUUUGGGUCCGAUUGGCCCAGAGAUGGCUGAUGACCUUUGGAGUAUCCACUUCGAUGUGAUCAAGGAGUGGCAGGAGAUGAACGUCCUCCCUUUGGUCCAGCGCUUCUACCUCUUCGCGGGCCUUGGUGGAACGCUCUACCACUGCCACUAUGACCUGCAGCCGAAUCUGCACGUGCAGCUGACGGGGCGCAAGCGCUUCAUCCUCUUUCCCCCGGAGGACUGGCGGCACUUGUACCCCUUUCCGGUGCACCACGACCUGGACCGGAGGAGCAUGGUGGACCUCGAUGCCCCAGACUGCGAUCGCUUUCCGGGCUGGCAGAAUGCGAAGGGCUACAUGGUCGAGUUGGAGCCAGGCGAGGCCUUGUACAUCCCGCCAUAUUGGUGGCACCACGUGCAGUCGCUGACGCCGGAGACCACGUCUAUGGCCAUGUGGUUCUUCGAGCACUACCCCCUGAGCUCCGGGGUGAGCUAUGGAGUCGGCCCGAGAUGCGAGGAUGUUGUGCUGAUGCGCGACAUCGAGGAGUACAUCGGCAAGCACUUCCCGGAUGCCCCGGGGGAGGAAGAUUGCACGAAAGCCCGGCCGAUCAAGGCCAAGCAGGUCGCCGCCUUCGCGCGGUGGAUGCUCCCGCGCCUCGGUGCCGCAGGGGAGCAGCCGCAGCCGCCUCCUGGGUUGACUAUGGCGGCGGAAGAGGUCGAGAAAAAGCUUUUCAAGCUUCUGGCAGAUCGCGAUGUGAGAGAGCCCAAGGAAAAGAUCAGAAGUCUGCUGUCACGGCGUUUCUGA